AUGGAAAGCCACUUAUACAUUGUAGCUCCUGUCACCCAAGGCCCCGCUGCUGACGUAGCCGUGACCUUGGGUGACAGAAGCUACAAUAUAUCCUUGCUUUUAUAUGCUGCCGCCUUGGAGCUCUUCAAAUCACUGUGUGAGGAAUGUCAUAAGAAAAGGAAAAGACCAGUGACCAAGGAUGUUGUGCGUCCUAUCCUCAGCAAGAAAUUUACAUCUAGGGUUGAAUUGAUUGACAUGCAAUCAAUGCCUCACUCUAACUUUAAAUGGAUCAUGGUGUACCAAAACCAUCUCACCAAAUUCUGCAUUCUUCGUCCUCUUCAAACCAAACGUGCUGUAGAGGUUGCCUUCCAGCUUGCCUUGGAGCUCUUCAAAUCACUGUGUGAGGAAUGUCAUAAGAAAAGGAAAAGACCAGUGACCAAGGAUGUUGUGCGUCCUAUCCUCAGCAAGAAAUUUACAUCUAGGGUUGAAUUGAUUGACAUGCAAUCAAUGCCUCACUCUAACUUUAAAUGGAUCAUGGUGUACCAAAACCAUCUCACCAAAUUCUGCAUUCUUCGUCCUCUUCAAACCAAACGUGCUGUAGAGGUUGCCUUCCAGCUUGUAGAUAUCUUCCUUCUCAUGGGUGCCCCUACAUAA
Molecule: messenger RNA, 633 nt
Organism: Penaeus indicus
Lineage: Eukaryota; Metazoa; Arthropoda; Malacostraca; Decapoda; Penaeidae
Exons: 4
Coding region: 1-633 (210 amino acids)
Source: RefSeq, a predicted model, not a curated record